Messenger RNA from Drosophila innubila, 431 nucleotides. RefSeq lists its product as uncharacterized. The transcript has a single exon. The record is from RefSeq and is a predicted model, not a curated record. Lineage: Eukaryota; Metazoa; Arthropoda; Insecta; Diptera; Drosophilidae. Bases 97 to 399 code for a protein of 100 amino acids.
UUAAAUUCGCAUUGUCUCAAAAAAACGAGUUUUAGCUUCCAGCAACGAACUAGUAAACGAAAAGUAAAAGUGAGCUGUACGUGUGUAUAACCAGAGAUGAUUGUAAUUACGAAAUAUUUAAAUCUACUGUUGAUUUUUCUGGGCGUACAAUAUCAAUUUUGUAAAGUAAACGCAUAUGAUCCCAAUGAUACCAAAAUAGUAGAAUGUUGUCUUCCACCUGAGGGAAUGUUUGAGGCUUUCUAUCCUCGCGAAGUGGAGGGCAUUCCAAACAGUGCUUCUCGGCCAGCGCACGGUCAUGGAAGCUUCUUUAAGCAUCGAAAUCCUGCUCUGGUGGACACCAAAAAUGCUGCUGCCUAUGGAUACCGUUUUGACGGAAAGCGCCGUUUCAAUUUUGAUUAAUUUUUUGCAAAUUUUAACAAUAAAUGCACAUG